This is a messenger RNA of Ricinus communis (castor bean), 1353 nucleotides long. RefSeq lists its product as uncharacterized. The record is from RefSeq and is a predicted model, not a curated record. Gene Ontology annotation, biological process: protein transport. NCBI's taxonomy places the organism in Eukaryota, Viridiplantae, Streptophyta, Magnoliopsida, Malpighiales, Euphorbiaceae. The transcript is spliced from 6 exons. Bases 73 to 1287 code for a protein of 404 amino acids.
AAAAACCCUUCUCCUCUUCUCAUUAAUUUUUCUUUAUUCUUUCUUGCCAUUCCUUAACAUUAUUUAGUGAACAUGCUUGGUCUUGGUCCUCUAUUUGGGUGGAGAAAAGCUUCCAAGUGCAAGAAAUUAGUUAAUCUUCUUCGUUGUCGUCUUAAACUACUGAAGAGCAAGAGGUACGUAAUUGUGAGGCAAUUACGUGAGGACAUUGCUCAGCUUCUUAAUAAUGGUCAAUAUGAACGAGCAUUUUCCCUGGCUGAGCAACUGUUCAGGGACCAGAGCUUAUUGGAUGCAUAUGAUUUGUUGGGCAAUUACUGUGAAUUUAUCAUCAUCCGAUUCCGUUAUAUACGCAGAUACAAGGACUGUCCUGAAGAUAUUAUUGAAGCAAUUUCAACAUUAAUAUUUGCUACUGCGUGGUGUGGGGAUCUGCCUGAGCUACCAGUGAUCAGAAAGCUAUUUGGCGAGCGCUUCGGGAACAAAUUCACAAAGGCCUCUGCUGAAUUGCAUUCUGGAAACUUUGUUAAUCCUGAGAUAAGAAAGAAACUCUAUAUAGAGUCCGUUCCUGAUGAUGUAAAAUUAAAAUUGAUCAUUCAAGGAGCCAAGGAGUACGUUUUCAUGCCAGGGCAGCUUGGAUGCGACAGCACAAGCAAAGUACAUCUCUUGCAGUGUGGAAAAAUUAAUGAUCGUCACUUGGAAGGGUUCAUUUUCAAAGAAGAGGCUUGUGUCAGCUACAACAAGCAUAGCCAGAGUGUAUUGUCUUUUGUCUCAGUACCUGCAAAACAUAUUCAAGCACAAUGCAAGAAAAAACCAACAGUAAUGCCUAGAAAAACAUCCAGCCCAAGUAGUAGUUUAGAAAGUUGUGGCUCAAGCAAGCUUUCCACAGCCUCUUCUGAAGAAACGGAAGAUCCUGGGAGAACGAAAAAUGUCUAUCUAGAAGAAGUAAAAGAGUUAGAGUUUAGUGUACUACAAGACCAGUACAGUGAGGACAAAAGAAUAUUUUUGUUCAAUUCUUGCAUCCAUCCGUUAAGGACAAAACAAGUAUCAGAUUGUCCUGAAUCUUGUAGAGAGGCAGACAAAGUUGCAAAUGCAGCUAGUUCAAGUAUCAUAGUUCAUCAAGAUCAACGGUCAGAAGGAAGUGCAACAUCAUCUUGUAGCCAUGUGCAUCCAAAGCUCCCAGACUACGAUGAAUUGGCUGUGAAAUUUAAGGCACUAAAGGAACAACAUCUUCAAAGAAAAAACCGCUACAAACGACAAGUUCUUUAUUUUCUAGGAAAUGACAGAUUUUGUUGAUUUGUGCAGGUAAUUUACUAACCUGAGAGCUCCAAGUUCAAAGCAUAGCAUUGAAUGUUAUUCUCA